AUGAAAAUUCAGUGGAAGUUAAAUCCACCAACAGCAGCAUGGUGGGGCGGCUGGUGGGAGAGACUGGUUCAGAUGAUCAAGAAAUUAUUGAGAAGAGUCCUGGGAAAAGCAUUACUUUCAUAUGAAGAAAUGUUAACUAUCCUAUCUGAUGCAGAAGCAAAUAUCAACUCCAGACCAUUAACAUACGAGUCAGAAAAUUCCACCGAUUUAUGUGCACUCACUCCAUCUAUGUUUAUUCAGGAUGUGCGAACUGAAGGUGUUCCGGAUCUGGACAGUUUGGAUAAAAUCAACUUAUCGAAAAGAUGGCGAUACCACCAAAAGUUACGUGUGAAAUUUCGUAAAAGAUUUAGAGAUGAAUAUCUUGGUAUGUUAAUACAUCGACCAAAGACUGUACCUUCGCGAACCAUCAAGAAAGGUGAUUUAGUGUUUGUAGAGGACGAUAAAAGGAAAAGAACAGACUGGCCUAUGGGUCGUGUGAUCGAAACAUACCCAGGAAAAGACAACAACAUCAGAGUGGUGAAAGUAAAAACAUCUAAUGGUGAACUGUUAAGACCAGUUCAAAGAGUAUUUCCAAUGGAGGUAGACAAUAAAGAAUCUAUCUUCGAGCUUAAAACUACUGAAUCAUCCAAAUCUUCGAGAAAUACUAGUAAAAUGAAUGAUUUAGUAUUAUCUGUGAAUUUGAAAAUUCUGAUAAAAACAAUUCAGUUUAGUAGAUAUGGCAGAAAAAUUGUGAAACCAAAGAACUUUAAUUAG
This is a messenger RNA of Stegodyphus dumicola, 753 nucleotides long. RefSeq lists its product as uncharacterized. Lineage: Eukaryota; Metazoa; Arthropoda; Arachnida; Araneae; Eresidae. The record is from RefSeq and is a predicted model, not a curated record.